AUGUUGCUGCUAGCCCAAGCUAGUUCUGGUUUACAGCAAAUUUGGGAACCAAAGAAAGACGCACCGGAGCAACCAGACUCCUCCACGAUAGAUGUGGUCUCGGUGACAGAAGAAGACCUCCCUACUGUCGAGACCCCCACCAGUCUGAACAUCAGCCCCCUGGGCAGCUUUGUCAUUGAGCCACAGUCAGGGGACUAUUGCACUAAACCCGCAGAUCCCCAACCUCCACCCAGUCCAGCCAUGCCCAUUACCAAAGUGCAGCCAUUUAUGCAUGAAGAUGACAUGGAUAAAAGCUGGAAGAGCAGAAUCUUAGCCCAUCGCUUUGCCGUUCUGAUAUUCGCUGUUUGCUGCAUCCUCGGGGUGGUUGUCCUGCUCAGCGUUGGCCUUGGAUUGGGCCUGAGGUGUUCGGGGAGGUUUCAGUGUGGCUCCUCGUCUCAGUGCAUCAACAACAUUUACCUGUGUGACGGAAAACUUCACUGCAUAAAUGGGGAAGACGAGCUUGGCUGUGUGCGUCUGAGUGGCAGAAGUUCAGUCCUGCAGGUUCAGAUGCAGGGGAAAUGGAGGACAGUCUGCUCAGAAGAUUGGAACAACAGGCUGGGCAGAGCUGCCUGCACGCAGCUUGGAUACUCCAGUUAUUUAGAGUCUUUCUUCAUCUCUCUGACCCACAUUGAGAAGGACCUUCAGACCGACCUGAUGUCUUUUCAGUGGAACAAGUCACAGAUAAUCAAGCUUCAGAACGCCCCAUCUAUCAGGUGUACACACCUUUUGUGCUGUUUGAGUAAAUGGAAAGUGUGUAUUUGCCCCAAAGUGAUAACACUGCUGUUGUCAUCCAAUUAGCCAAUCAGAAUUUAAAAUAAAUAAAUAAAAAUUGCGCCUCAAUAUUAACCCGUCAAACAAAAUACUCUCCAAAAACGGUCUGUUACACAGCAAUGAGCGCUAUAAAUAUUUUCACAAAACUAUGAAAACAUUACAAAUUCAAAAGAGACAAACUGUUACUAUAUCAGCCACAUCUGAACUCUAUAGACGUAGCCUGGGGUCACACGUGAAAACAUCAAAGACUUCUGAUAACCACAGACUGCUACAGAACACUAUUUAAAUCAAUUCUGCCAAAGUAUUCACUCACCCAACCAAAGCAAAUACUUUGGGUAAAACAGUGUGCAAACAUACACUUCACUGGCUUUAGUAUCAAGAACACUUUACUAUACAGACCAGAGGAGCCAGACAUCAAGUUACAACCCACCAAUUACCUCGUGAUCUACAGCUGUCCAGUGGCUGAGCAUUUAAAGAGAAGAAAUAGAAGAGGUCACAUUAAAGCUUAGAGGGAACGAGAUUAAUAAAAGAUGUCAUUUAGUCCAGUAC
This is a messenger RNA of Neolamprologus brichardi, 1359 nucleotides long. The record is from RefSeq and is a predicted model, not a curated record. NCBI's taxonomy places the organism in Eukaryota, Metazoa, Chordata, Actinopteri, Cichliformes, Cichlidae.